Messenger RNA from Salpingoeca rosetta, 4859 nucleotides. RefSeq lists its product as uncharacterized. The record is from RefSeq and is a predicted model, not a curated record. The coding region runs from base 426 to 4859 and encodes 1477 amino acids. NCBI's taxonomy places the organism in Eukaryota, Choanoflagellata, Craspedida, Salpingoecidae. The transcript has a single exon.
CAGGCAUCGUCCAUGGCGGCAUGUGUCUGGGCGUCGCAUUGUUUCGGAUGCGUGCCGCGUGCAACAACAAGUGGCUGUGUCUACCCCACUCACCAACGACCCUUUUGCGCCCAGCUCAUAUCACUCGCUGCAUGUGGCCGUGCAAGCAUUGAGCACGAGACCUUGCGAGCUACCCGUGUGACUGCGCCGUAUCAACGACUGGUCGUCGUGUGGCCGUGCAAGCUUCGUGCAGAAAAGAGAAGUGCCGCCUCUCCUUCUCCUCCGACUACACAGCUGUGCUACAAGGAAGCUACACGAGGCAUCGUCGACGCCACUGGCCAUUGGCUCUGUCUCUUUUUCUGGUUCCCCUUCAUUUUGCUUUCGUGAAGGUGUCACUUGGACCUCACUUCAGCACUGUUUCUCGACCCGAGCCCACCACCUCUACAAUGUCGCCGCGUGAGCCUGUGCUGCGGGCAUGUGCUUCUUCCAGGCGACAUGCUCCAAAGCCGCAGAGUAGGCGCGCCCCUCAGCGGACCGCGUGCUUCACACUCCUCGUGGUGCUCGCAGCCAUGCUUCUCUUGGACAAGCAACGCCUUGGCGUGGUAGCUGUCUCCACAUAUGGCAUGACCGACCCCGGCUUCACGACGUGCUUACGCAGUGUCGCAGCCGAUUCUUCCACGAACAGCACCUCGUCUCCGACUUUGACCAGCAACAACUCCACCACGACGGCUCCAACAACCGCACGUCAUAACGCCACUGCCGUUCCCGCCACAGAUGUCAAGAGCAGCAACUUCACGAGCACAACGGCACCAGCCUUGCCCACAACCACAGCGGCAGCGCCGGCGGUGUUUGGUGAGCCUUGGCAAGAAGGCUGCUUCCGAGACGUGGAGUGCGUGGUGGACCUCGAUUUCGACGGCAGUGCCUGCGUGCGACAGACAAACACAUCCAUUCCCGCAUCGACAAACACUUCCGCGUGGGGCUUAUCUGCGUCCCCGCCCCACCGCGUGGCCAUGCUGGGACCGGGCAGCGACGCAUGCUUCCAGCGCGUCAUGCGUGGUGCUGUGCCACAACACACGAGCGCGCAGUUCAGCUUUCUGCUGUUCCUCCCCAACCCAGCCGCCGCCAUUAUGCACCCGCCACGCAUCACGAUCACCACCGUCGGCGUCAUCAUCAGUUCUGGCGACAGCGGUCCAUCGACGACAACGACACCAACAGCAAGAAACACAACGACAACCACGAAAACACCAACGACGAACACGACGACGACGACGCAAACCACCACCACACCAACGGCCACGACAGCACAGGUGCCAGCAGAGCUUAUCCCGACGUUUUCGGUGGUGUACGAUGAUGUGGUGGACCUGACACUGGCAGCGAACACGACGCUAGCGAAUGUCACCCACCCUCUUAUUGUCCCCGUGCACAUCGACAUGAGCACACCAGACUACGUGGUGACCGCUUUCGUUGCCUGCUUGCAGGCAUCGGGUGACACCAACAGCAGUACCAACAGCAACACCAACAGCAGUGCCACAAGCACGACAACAACUGCGAUGCCGGACAGCAUCUCGGCAGCCAGCAGCACCACCGCGCCCACGUACCACCCCAUUGGCAUCUUGUCCGCUCGCGCCACCUUCAACGUUUCACACGAGGAAGUGCUGUUGCAGACGACAACAGCACCCGACAUGGACGCGACGACCGAACCCGUGCUUGCAAGCACGGUGGCAGAGUUUGUGAACGAGACCGUCGUAGACGCGGAGGGCACCAACGGCACGGCAGGCGCUGGCGGCGGUGAUGGGGACGGGUCCUCCCUUGAGCUGCCAACGUUCGUACCGCCAACUACAACCACAGCCCCUGGAGAGGACGGCGUGGAGGGUUUAAACGGAGCCGUCUUGGAGCGAAACUUCAACAGCACCAUCCCCACAACAUCAUCGCCGGCAUGGCUGCUCGCGUCAACCCGCGUGAGCACAACCACCCCAGCCGACACCAACAACAACAGCGGGUCUGGCCAGGAUCGCGGCACGAAGCGCGUGCGGAGAAUUGCGCUCAUCAUCUACCUCAUUGUUGGGUUUGGCUCCGGCAUACUGCUCAUCGCAGCUGCGUUCUACUAUCUCGGCAAGUGCGUGCGCCGCCGGUACUUCCUGCCCGCCCUUGACGACGGCGACAUUGAGCAAGGCAGCGAUGAGGACAGCGAGCAGGACGCGUUGCCAGAUGAGCACGUGGUGCUGGAGCGGCUACAGAUGGAUGACGAGGGCCGUCCGCUCAACGUGCUCGGCGUGCCGCAACACCCCAACGGCGCACACGCGUCGGCAACCACAGACCACCGGCGCCCGCAGGUGCUGGCACUUCAGGGCAUCGAGAGCAACCUCAGCCUGGGAAGCACAGGCUCGCACCAGCAACAGCAACAACAGCAGCAAGGUGCACAAGAGGGGACGGAGAGCCAGGAGUGGAAGAAGAACAAGAACAAGACGAAGAAGCGCGUGCGGUGGAAGAUGGACGAGGAAGGUGGUGAUAAACCCCAUCAACACAAAGUCGAGCAACAGCGUGACCGGCAGCGGCAGCAACAACUGCCGCCGGACGUUCACAUCUUGCAACCGCUAGAUGAUGACACCUCGUUGCACCAACAAUUCUCUCUUGAUCAACAGCAGCAGCAGCAGCAGCAGCAGCAGCAGCAGCAGCAGCAGCAGCAGGCAGCCAUAGAGGUGUUAUCACCACCGCCAACGGCAACUCCUGCCGUGCGCCAUGCAUACGCUCGAAGCAUCCGCCCAGCGGCCGUGGUUGUGGGCCACGCUGUGUAUGAGGAGAUUCCAGCAGACACUGCGACGGGCAACAGCUGCGGUGCACACGUGCACAGGUCUGGUGCGGGCGGCUAUGACAGCUUUGGCCUCAACCACGUGAAUGGUGGUGGUGGUGGUGGUGGUGGUGGUGGUGGUGGUGCGCGUGGUCUCCGUGACGGCAGCGAUGAUCGUGUGCACGCCGGCAUUCCCGCAGCUUGCACGGGGUCAACAGCUAUUGCCACUCCAUCAACACUGGUGCCCACACCAGCACCACCACUUCUGGCACCAGCACGGGCGUCAGCAGGAGCCAGCGCGCAGUGGACCCCGCGGCCACCACCCGUGUCCAACCUGCUCCAAGUUCCAUCCAUUGUUGACCCGUCAGAAGCUAUGCCACCACAGCCAACGCAACCACAGCAGCAGCGAAACCAGGUCGCUGGCGAUGGCGGUGAAGGGGCAGUCAAGGUUGUGAUUGAGCCUGCAUAUGCACACAUCCCCGGAGGUGAGGAACAGAUGCCCGGGACCGCAACAACAACGGCAGCAGCAGCGACAACAACAACCACAGGUUUUGACACCAGGAACCAGGCGAGCACCAACGACAACAACGCCGACCAUCGUCGUGUUGUCGGGGACAACGAUGACGAUGACAAUGACGAAGAAGAAGACGACCCAGCGUCGUGGUCAUCGCUUCAUGUGCAUGUGAACGACACGUCGGAAGAACCGUCCAUCACCAUAACCGUCACCAGCAGCGAUGAUGAAGACGAAGAUACACACCAUCCCAACAUCAACAGCAACAAGAACGUGGACAGCACAACGGCGCUGCGCCACGGCAAAGCUGACGCCCCUUCAAACAACAGCGACGGCAGUGCUCACCAGCUGCGCGCUGGGCCAUCGCGGGCGAGCAUGAGCGACGAAGGAAGGGACAGUGGUAAUGGUGACGGUGAUCGUGUGUAUGAGCGAGUGGGCGCUGUUGGCUCGUCGGAAGCGCUGCCACCUUCAGCAUUUGCAUCGUCAUCAUCGUCAUCGUUGGUUCGCCGCGGCCGCGACCACCCGUACGCAGUGGUGAGCACAUCCUCUUCCGUGUUCUCCACAUCCUCGCAGCAGCAGACAUUCGCGAACGCCAGCAGCCGUCGCAGGCGCAGCAGUAGCAAUGGUGCGUCGACCACGGCGCAGGAGGGCGAGGACUCACCGUGGAUUGGAGACAUUAUGCUGUCGGACAGUGCCGGCCUUCGCUCGCCACGCAGCUCUGGUUCUGUUCACAGCACACGUGUCUGGCGCCCGUUCACGGCCAGCAUUCGUGGCGACGGCGGCGUUGAUGAUGACGGUGAUGACAGUGAUGGGUACGUUGAGGUUGGCUCGCUGUUCUCGUCUGCCCGCGCCUCGGCAGACACGACGCUGGCUGGUCGUCGUCGGCGCUCCACAGCCAGCAGCGCCCACAGCAGCCGCCACGGUAGCAUGGGCAGCCUGCCCGCAUUUGCACGGCUGUCGUCCAUUGCUUCAUCCCUGUCGCAGUCGUCAUCGUUAUCGUCGUCCUCCUCCGUUGCUGAGCGCCGCUCUCGGUUCCGUCCCUCGUACACGUCUGCCAACGGUCCACCGCCACCGGCGCCCCCGCCACGGCCCUCGCUUGGCCAGAUCAGCGUUGCAUCGCCCUCGCCCCUGCACGCACGCACACACGCGCGCAGCCAGCGGCUGCACAGCGCACCAGAGCCCGUGCUGUCAUCACUUUGGCAACGCGAUGGGGGUGCUCACGGUGGCAUGUACACGUCAGCAGAUGAGCGGCAGCAGCAGCAACGGCAACAGUAUCGUCGUCGCAGGCACACGCAUACGGGGGAGGAGGGCCGUGGUGCCAAGACACGCGCGCGCGCCAUGCACGAAACCAUGCACGGCUGGUCGCGUGAAGAAGACGACACUGCUCCGGCAGGGAGCAGCUGGCAGCAGCAGCAGCAGCAGCAGCAGCAGCCAGUGAGCGGCACCCAGCGUCACAGCCGUCACAGUCGUGGCAGCCGUGGCAGUCGUGGCAGCCGUGGCAGCAGAGCGAGCAGAAGCAGUGGCAGCACGCUGCUCUCCAUCAUUCCAGAGAGCAUCAGUGAGACCGCCAGUCACCACUGA